This is a messenger RNA of Effrenium voratum, 1248 nucleotides long. Lineage: Eukaryota; Dinophyceae; Suessiales; Symbiodiniaceae. The record is from the annotation of a GenBank genome assembly.
AUGGAAGCCUCCCCGCUGGUGUCGCUGCUGCGGUGCUGGCUACGCGGCGGGCUGCACGAAGGCAGCCCAUACCCGCAGCCCACGCCGCGGUCCAGGGUGGUGCUUUUGCACCCGGUCCGCUACGCCGCCGGCCGCGUGGAGCUGCUGCCGUGGCUGCAGCUCAGCGCGCGCCUGGCCAACGGCCCCCUGGUGCGUCGCGAGGCGGCGACCGCCGCGGCGGCGACGGAGGCGUCAGCGCUUCGGAGCCCAACAGGCCCGACGUCCACCUCAAGCCUGUCUCCACCGGCCGAGCCCAUGGCAGUGCCGGAGGCGGAUGCCUCGCCGCUGACCUGGUGGGCCAAGCUGCUUUGCGAGGCGAGGCAGCCGCCGGCUCCGUCGGGCCAUGAUGAGGGGCGAUUGGACAUAUCCCACUCAUCGCUCUCGAGGUCUCAGAAGAAGCUGCAAGCCACCGAGGCGGCUCUUCCUGCCGCGCCGCAUCUAAUGGAGGAAGCUGGAAAGCCAAAGACAGCUGUCCAGAUCGAUGUCCAGGCAAAGGAGAUGAAAACACCGGCGAAAGACGCAUUCAGCGCCUGUGUGUGCGGCGAGGUCUGCUCGCAGCGCGCCAACUUCUGCCAGAACUGCGGCUUGCCCAUCCGCCGGCCCGGUGGAGUCGGCCCAGGGCCAGGUCUUGAGAUGCGCAGCCUCUCGCCCUGCCGUGCGACCUUCGGUCCGAUGACAUCGCCCGUGCCCAGAGGUCGCAUGCUGUACCUGCCGGUCACCCCAAGCCGUUCGCCGCUGCCCGGCAUGCCCGGCGUGCCCGGCAUGCCCGGCGGGCCUCUGCCGCAGGGCGCGCCUCUGCCGCGCGGGGCGUCGCCGCAGCGGGCGGCGUCGCCGCUGAAUGCGCGCGCCGCGUCGCCAUUCCCAGGCAUGCCGGGUGUGCGCGAGUUUGCCGCACGGGCGGCGCCCGCGCCCAUACCCAUGCAGCACCCAAAGGCGGUGCAGUUUGAGCCCCUCACGGCCGCCGCCCCUUUCGGCGGCGCCGGCGCCAGGGCACCUCCUCCCGCGCAGUUCGCCAGAGGGACGGUCCAAAGGACGACCUGGUCGCCAGGGCCAGGACCCGCGCCCAGUCCCCACCUCCGGCCGCAAGCAGCGGGCCUGGGAAGGGCCACCUUUGGCGGUCCGAGCCGCGGUUUGCCGGGACCCGCGCCGACUUUUGCGCCGCAGCUUGCGCCGCAUAUGUCGCCGCCGGCGCAGGCUCUCUGGCGAUGA